Messenger RNA from Vespa velutina, 5600 nucleotides. RefSeq names its product MTOR-associated protein MEAK7. Bases 614 to 1945 code for a protein of 443 amino acids. The transcript has 3 exons. NCBI's taxonomy places the organism in Eukaryota, Metazoa, Arthropoda, Insecta, Hymenoptera, Vespidae. The record is from RefSeq and is a predicted model, not a curated record.
CAAACAUUUAGCAGCAUAGCUGUUAGAAUGAUGUUAAAGAACGAUAUGGAAUGUCUUUUACAUGCGUGUACUUUCUUUAAUUUGACGUAUCGUUAAAAUGACAUUUGAAAAAAAAGAAAGAAAGAAAGUAGAAAGAAAAAAGUAAUUGUAAAUGGUGAGUGUCAAUGGGGUUAACUAAAGGAAAAUAAUUCUCCGAUAGAGAGUAAUCGUUCAUAAAAUAAAUGGCAUCCGAUAAAACUUUUCUUCGCGGGAGGUUUGGAAAAAAAGAACAAGAAGAACACAGGUGUCUCUUUUUUCCUUCGUAACUUUUAGUUUGAAUGUUUACAUAAAUGGGAUAUUGCGCGAAACACAAGUGCGAGAAAUAAAAAAAAAAAUUAAAUAAAAUCUUAUGUUGGUCUUAGGCCCAGUGGGGUUACGUCGACGCAUGCGCUGUGACGUUAGUCGAUAGGAACAUAACUAGCGGCACAGGUCUCGGAGUCGACGUCUUAACCUCAAAAUAAAUAUUCGUUCUCCUUAGUUUUAUUACUUCGAGACGUCGGCGUAAAUCAUUGUUGAAAAGUGCAGAGGAAAGAUUUUAUGGCUCGUCGUAUAGAAGAUUACGUACGUUUGGAAGAUGGGUCAUGGAUCAAGUCGUUCUGCUUCAUCUGCAAAUAUUCUAUCUGCAGACGAAUUAACAUUAGUGGACAAUAUUUUUAAAUCAAUGUCCAGAAGUUCGGGUUCUAUAAAACGUGAAGAUAUUUUUAAACAUUGGUCGAUGCACUUGGAUGACGUGCUUUUGCAAUUUGUCGUAAAAUUUCUUUGCCAUGAACCUGGCAAAAAGGUCUCCGCUAUAAAUGGAGAAAAUUUUGGUCGUUUAUAUGUUUUUGCGGUACGUGGAAGCGCAGCAGAACGUACUGAUUUGAUAUUUGAAGGAUUUUCCGAAGAGGAACAGAAAUUUGAAAUACCUACUGCCACGUUUCUUCAAUAUAUUCAAGCCACUAUUAAUUCUUAUUUAAGGCUGCAAAAAAAUGCUGCUAACUCGCAUUAUCUUUCAUGGAGUAAUAUUGGUUGUACUGUGAAUAAUAGACGUAUAAAUAUGCGUUCGCGAAGUCUGUGCGAAGAUAUUGUUAAAUAUGGUGAUGUGUUGACGGUCGAUCAAGUAGAAAAUUGGUUUGCUGCUGCUGCUACGUUUAAAACUAUUCAAUCACACGUUUUUCAGUGCCUUUUUCUAGUUUCUCAGAAGAAAGGAGAUAAGAAUACGAGUGCACGUAUUAAUGAUUUAAAUCUUUUACCUAUUUGUAAAGGUUUGGAAAAUAUUCCUCACUUUCCAAGUAUUCUGGGGCUUGGCGACGUUUUGUUCCUAAAUCUGAGUUUACCUCAUGAACUCCGCAAAGAAUGGAGAUUUUUAUUUUCGAGUCAAGUACAUGGAGAAUCAUUUACCACCAUGCUAGGAAGAAUAACUAUGCAAGGUGCAACAAUUAUUAUAUUACAAGACACCGAUGAUCAUGUCUUUGGUGGUUUUGCACCAGACAGUUGGAGAUUGGGACCAACUUUUAUAGGAAAUCAAGGCUGCUUCCUAUUCAAACUCGAGCCAGAUAUUUUAACAUUUUCUUCAACAGGUUACAAUAAUCAUUAUCAAUACUUGAAUCUUUACCAACAAACUAUGCCUAAUGGUUUGCUUAUGGGUGGACAAUUAAAUUAUCCAGGAUUAUGGUUAGAUUCUGAGUAUGGAACCGGUAAAUCAAGUAUAUCGUGCUCAACAUUUCAAAAUUAUUUGCAAUUAAGUGGUAAAGAAAAUUUUAGAAUCAAGCAUUGUGAAGUCUGGGGUGUUGGUCCAAUACCAACUGUAGAAGAAAAUAUACGAGAAAAUAAAUCUGUCUUAGAUCAAGAUCCUGCAGCUAAAGUAAUGAUGGAACUUCAAGGACGUAAAAUGUAUAGCGAAGGAAUCAGGGACAAAAAAGACUAAUAUCACGCUUAAAUAUUUAAAGAUUAUUGUAUAAGACUCAUGUUACUAUUACUUAUAUUGUAUGAUCGUCAUUGAAAUAUUUCAAUUCUAAUCGAAAUUUAUUAAGAAUUAAGUUAUUGAGAUUAUAUAUGUAUAUAUACAUAUGUAUGCAUAUAUAUAUAAUAUAUAUAACAAAAGAGAGAACUCUCUGGAUAUACAUAAAAGCAAAAAAAUAAAAUCUAAUAUAUUGAAUAUUUAGUUUUAUAUUUUACCGACGAACAAUUUUAAUAGCGAAUUAAUUUAAGAAUGCAAAAAAAGAUCUACAUUUUAUAGAUCCUAUUAUAUAUAUAUGUAUAUAUUAUAUAUACAUAUAUAUGAUAAUGAAUCAGAAAUUCUUGUUAGCGGCAACAGUUUAUGGAGAAUUUUAAUCAAAUUAAAUUAAUUAUUAGAUUGAUUAGUAAUCGUUUUUUGUCUAUUACAUCUAUAUUAUAUAUUAUCUAUACGUAUGAAUGUUCGAACGAUAUAAUGGUUAUACAUUAUAUAUGUUACCAUGUUAGAUUAAUUUAUAGAUUUUUUUUUUCUUUAUUGUUAAUUAUUUUACCGAGUGUAUAACAAAGUAUCGGCAUCAGACGGCCUGAUCUCUUUUAAUAUACGUAUAUACAUAUAUAAUAUAUUUCCUACACACACACACACACAGAUAAAUAUAUAUAUAUAUAUAUAUAUAUACAUAUAUAUCAUUCAAAUAUUGUAUAAUAUGUAUAUUAAACAUUGCGUCUUGAUAUUGAAAGAUGUCAUAGAAUAUGCAGUGUAAUCUACAUGCCUAUCAUAUAGUGCCUGAUCGUUUGAAAUCAAUGAUCACGAAGGUGUGUUUCGUAACUACUAGUCAACGUAAAGAUUUCGUCGCAAAUUGCUAUUAUAUAUGUGUAUAUAUAUAUAUAUAUAUAUAUAUAUAUAUAUACACAUAUGUUUUAAAAAUGUACAACAACAAAAAAAAAAAGAAGGAGAAACAGCUGUUUAUCGAUAUCGAAAGAUAAAUAAGAUUUAUCGCACUGUUAUUGAACGUAAUGUGAAUUCAAUAAAGUACUGAAAAAGUGUAAAGUUUUCUGUGUUCUAAUCGUCUAGCAUAUCGAUGUCUUUGCAUGUGGUAGAUAAGAAUAAAAACAAAAAAAAAAACAAGAAAAAAGAAAUUGUUUAAAUUAAAUUAAUUAAUCAAAGAGAACUCACCCGAUUGCUUAGAUUGUACGUUAGUACAAGAUUUCUGGCGAAGGAGUUUGCGAAGGCUUGAUAAAAAUCCAAAACUUCUAACAGCCGAUCACGUUUAAUAGUAUGAAGGUCACAAUAAGUUAAUGCUCUAACGUUAGCGGCGCUUUGUCCAACCGAUGGGUUAGUCCAAAAGCUGUCACCAAAGACAUCACCCUUUCCAAGAAUCGCUACUACUUCAUCGUCUUGUAUAACUUCUAGGCUUCCGGUAACGAUGAAGCAUAACGAGUCGAUAGAUUCACCUGUGUGAUAGAGCAGAUCACCAGGUGCACUGUGCGACAUUGUAAAAUGCAUUGCUAAAGCACGUAAACAUCCGUCGGAUGCCAACCUGGACAUCGAUAAUAACAUGUUAUUAAUGAUUAAUUAUCGUAAUUUGAUUUAAUCGAUAAAAAUAUUAUUAAAUGAUAUAAAUGAAAGAUGACAAUAUGCUUACCUGAAGGCAGGGUGUUCAUUGAAAACCUUCCGAUUAAGAUGUACGCAAAUAUCGGCUUUCAUAUCUUUAGGACAAUAGUUAAGCACUUUGUCCGUAUCUAGGCCCUUGGUCAUUGCCCAUGUACUUACUACAUAAUCCAUGACACGUUCGCUAAGCGCUUUAGGUACUUCAUGGAGUUUCAUGAAUUCCCGUACGUUGUUCAACAUGUCAUGAUAUUUGGCUGUGGCCGAUGUCAUUUGUUGAAUAAUAGUUGUAACGUGACCAAAAAUCGUAGCGUACAGCAAUGCUAUAUUAAGAAAUAUAUUAUCGUUAAAUGAUAUUUAUUAUCAUUAAUAUAAAUUUGUAUUAAUAAUAUUUUAUAAUCGUUAUGAAUUCGUACCAGCAAUGAUCAUCAUGCAGAUGGUAAAUAUCUUCUCGUUAUCUGUUUCUGCCGCAACGUUUCCAAAGCCGACGGAAGUCAUGCAAGUCAUCGUGAAGUAAAGAGCAGUGACAUACAUCGUGCGGCGUGAUGGUCCAGCUACUAGUUCUGGUGCAGUGCUGGCAUUGGUCCACAAGUAACUGUACGGUGACUGGGUAACAUUGGCCAACUUCCAUAGCCAUGAAUAUUGAACUCCGUUGUCAGCAUCCGAUCUUCCUAUCGAAUACCUUCAACGCAAUGACAUUUCUUACAAGAAAAUUUCAUGUAUAUUUAAACGUGUUCUAAAGGAAAUACAAUAUAAAAAAAAAAAGAUGUCAAUCUCUGAUCGAGCCAUCUACAAAAUUGAGUCAUCUAAAUCUAAAAAAUAAUGCGUCUCGCUUUUGUUUAAUAAUUAGUCUAAGAGUCGAUUUUGUCAAUUUCGAUAAGCAUGAUUCUCGCAUGCCGCUUUUAAUAUAUCUCGACGUUACGAUGUAUUAACGACGUUAAUGAUGAUGAAAAAAAUGACAAAGCACUCUCUUUAAUAUAAAUAUAUGUAUAUAAUAACAUAUAUUUAUAUAAUAACAUUAGCGAUCCCUUCAAACUCAUUAUAGCGUCAUUUUUAAUUAAUAAAAUUGUAACGUGCAAAGAGAGAGACUUGAAGCAACAUAAACUAAACGUAGCAAUAAAUUGCAAUAACAAUGCGAGUCCGUUGUGUUGUAAUCGUGUAUGUGUAUAUAUAUAUAUAUAUAUAUAUAUAUAUAUAUAUGUAUAUAUGUUUCGUAUGUGAUAUUAUAUGCAGCCAAUCGUCCUAUCAAGAGAUGUGUUACCUUGAAAGUGUGUACGCAGAGUAAAAUCACCUUAAUGUGACGUACCAGAUACAGGCCAGCCAGUGAGCAACCAACAUGUAGAAACAGAGCAGAAGAAUGAGCAUGGCGGCUCCAUAUUCCAGAUACCGAUCGAGUUUGCGAACGACCCUUCCAAGACGAAGUAAACGGACAACCUUCAAAGCGGAGAAAAGACUACCGAUACCGUCCUCAUCGUGAUCAAACGCAUUGAACACGUCGUAGGGUAGACAGCUCAGCAAAUCGAUGAUGAACCAAGACUUGAGAUAAUUCAUUCUGAUAACCUAUGAUCAAAUUUAUCGAUAUCGUUAAACGUAUCAUUGGUGUACACACACACACACAUAUAUAUAUAUAUAGAAUAUAUUGUAGAAGAAAAAAAAGUUCAAUUGGAAUUACUUUUGGAUCGGACACAACUUCACCACCAGCACCGACGAAUGUGGUAUGAAAAUUUAAUACUAUAUCGAUAAAGAAUAUUACAUCGACUAUACUGUCGAGUACCAAAAGAGAAACAUCCUCGCUGGUUUUAUUUUUGAAGGCAACGUUGUACGGAACCAUUAUGGCCGUGUAAAAGGUCAAGCACAAAAUAAUCCAAUCCCAGAUCGCUUUGAAUGCGCAAUAAUGUAACAAAAUGUGCGGUGGAGUUUUUGGUGCUUCCUGUCUGUACUGUGGCAUUACAUCUCCGCUCAAGGACAUCAUCUGUAAAUUCAUUGUAGUAAUUCGAAUUAAAUCAAUAUAGAUCAUUGA